Molecule: messenger RNA, 1002 nt
Organism: Plasmodium berghei ANKA
Lineage: Eukaryota; Apicomplexa; Aconoidasida; Haemosporida; Plasmodiidae
Product: protease, putative
Exons: 8
Coding region: 1-1002 (333 amino acids)
Molecular function (GO): peptidase activity
Source: RefSeq, a predicted model, not a curated record
AUGUUUUAUAAAGAAUUGAUCGAUGGCAGCUGUGAGCAAAACCCAAAAAAUGUAGAAAGAAAUUCCUUUGGAAUAUAUAUUCGGUUAUUGUAUUCUUUUUUUUCUGUGGCAUUGCUGAUUGGUUUUUCUUGUAUAACAAACGGGAGAAAAGGAAUAUUUUAUUUGCUUUUUUCUUUUUGCCCUAGUUUCGUUUAUCUUUAUCUAUUCAAGAAGAAAAUAAAGAAACGAAUAAAAUUUUCACACAUUGUUGAAAUGGUAUUAUAUGGAGCUAUAUCAUCGAUUAUUUUUGCAGGAUUUUUAGAAUAUAUUUUCUCACUUCUAUGUUUUUAUUUUUGUCAUACAUGUUUUUUAAAAAAUGUUAAGGAAUCAUAUUCUUUUGCCUGUUCAAUAGUGAUGCUAUUAUACUUUUUUUUUGGGGUAGCAUAUGUAGAAGAAUUUUCAAAAAUUUGUCCAAUAUUUUUUAUUAAUUCUAAUUCAAUAGUAAAUGAAUACAUAGAAUUGCCUAUUAUUGAAAAUCACAAUUUUAAGAAUGAUAUAACAUAUGAAAACAAUGAACAUAAUAACAAAUUUAAUAAGUUUAAAUAUAUUUAUGUAGAUGAUAAAUUCGAAUAUAUAUUUUUUUCCUUGUGUUCUUCAGCAGGAUUUUCGAGCACAGAAAACCUAAUUUAUUUUACAUUAACAUCAGAACAUAAUUUUUUGACAAUUAUAAUAUUAAGAAAUAUAAUUUGUGUCUUAUUACAUAUGUCCUGUUCAGGAAUAUCAUCCUACAACAUUAUAAACAAUCGAAAUAAUGAAAAUAGAAAAGGAAUAAUGCAAAACAUAUUAUCGAUAUUGAGGUCAUUGUUUUUAUCAUCAUUAUUUCAUGCCAUAUAUGACUAUUCCAUAUAUUGCAGUUCAUUAAAUAUCCCUGAAUAUCAAAUUUCAUUUUUUAAAGCGUUGUUUAUGUAUUCUUUUUUUUCAAUGAUAUUUAUAUUUUUCGUUAUAAUUAAAGGAUCUGUUUGA